AUGGUUACAGCUCAGAGUAGACAGAAGUCUUAUGCAGGCCUAAAGCGCAAGCAUGUUGAGUUUGAAGUUGGUGAUCAUGUAUUUCUGCGUGUGACUCCAAGGAAAGGAAUCUCCGUGAAGAGGUUUGGUAAGAAGGGAAAGUUAAGUCCCAGAUAUGUCGGACCUUUUGAGAUUUUGGAUAGAGUGAGCAAUGUGGCUUACAGAGUAGCUUUUCCACCAUCAAUGUCCGGGGUGCACAAUAUAUUUCAUGUGUCACAACUUCGAAAAUAUGUAUCCGACCCAUCGCAUGUGCUGAGCUAUGAGACCUUGGGUUUGCAGGAGGAUUUGUCAUUCGAUAAGCGUCCAGUAAAAAUACUCGAUCGAAAGGACAAGGUCCUAAGGAAUAAGACUAUUUCCUUAGUGAAAGUGAUGUGGAGGAACGGUGUUGUUGAGGAAGCAACCUGA
Humulus lupulus (European hop) is the source of this 444-nucleotide messenger RNA. RefSeq lists its product as uncharacterized. The transcript has a single exon. The record is from RefSeq and is a predicted model, not a curated record. NCBI's taxonomy places the organism in Eukaryota, Viridiplantae, Streptophyta, Magnoliopsida, Rosales, Cannabaceae. Bases 1 to 444 code for a protein of 147 amino acids.